AAAUUAAAUGUCGUAGGGGAGUGUCGUCGCAGUCGUUGCGAAUUUCAAAAGUGCUCGAAAAAGAGACCAUGUCUUCACGGCAAGGAACAUUCAAAAACCCAUUCUCCAGACCGUGGAUGUCGGAGACAGGUGCAGCGGCUGCGGCUGGUGGUUCGGGUUCAGUAGGCUUAAAAGGAGUUGUAGCCGGCGGGAUAACAGGAGGCAUUGAAAUUUGUAUUACAUUCCCAACUGAAUAUGUAAAAACACAACUGCAAUUGGAUGAAAAAGGUGGUACCAGAAAGUAUAACGGUAUAGCGGACUGCGUCAAGAAGACAGUGAAAGGACAUGGUUUCUUCGGGCUUUAUAGAGGUCUCAGCGUGUUGCUAUACGGAUCGAUACCGAAAUCUGCUGUCAGAUUCGGUGUCUUCGAACAGGCCAAACUGUACAUGGUUACCGACAACGGUACCCUGACGACCACCGGUAAGCUGGCCUGCGGGCUGGCUGCCGGAGUGGCCGAGGCGAUCUUCGCCGUCACGCCCAUGGAGACUGUGAAGGUGAAGUUUAUAAACGACAUGCGCCUAGAGAAGCCCAGGUUCAAAGGUUUCUUCCACGGCGUCAGGACUAUUGUUAGGGAGGAAGGUGUCGGAGGUGUAUACAAGGGUGUCUCGGCAACCAUCAUGAAGCAGGGCAGCAACCAAGCCAUCAGGUUCUUCGUUAUGGAGUCUCUGAGGGACUGGUACAAGGGCGGAGACAGAGAUAAGCACGUCCCUAAGUACAUUGUUGGACUGUUCGGUGGUAUAGCUGGAGCUGCCUCGGUGUUCGGCAACACGCCCAUAGAUGUCGUUAAAACACGCAUGCAAGGUCUGGAGGCGGCCAAGUACAAGAACACCAUUGACUGCUUCGUGAAGACCUGGAAGCACGAGGGUCCGCUCGCGUUCUAUAAGGGCACCGUGCCGCGCCUCAGCAGGGUCGUGUUCGACGUGGCCAUCACCUUCACCAUCUACGACAGCAUCAUGGACGUCUUCAACUACGUGUGGAAGUAGGCGUGGUGGUGGCUCUCGCGAAUGUAACGAGGAAACUGCCGAAAUUAACACUAAUCAUACAGACAAUUUUACUGGUGGUAGGACCGGUGAGUCCGCGCGGGUAGGUACCACCACCCCGCCUGUUUCUGCCGUGAAGCAGU
Messenger RNA from Bombyx mandarina (wild silkworm), 1162 nucleotides. RefSeq names its product mitochondrial citrate transporter scheggia (gene sea). The record is from RefSeq and is a predicted model, not a curated record. Gene Ontology annotation, cellular component: mitochondrion. Gene Ontology annotation, biological process: mitochondrial citrate transmembrane transport. NCBI's taxonomy places the organism in Eukaryota, Metazoa, Arthropoda, Insecta, Lepidoptera, Bombycidae. Gene Ontology annotation, molecular function: citrate secondary active transmembrane transporter activity.